UGUAAUCGUGGAAACAGUAUAUUGGCUCAGAGACGUCUAAGCCGAGAUACCUACAAGGCAUCGUCCAAAAUUAUGUCCCGAACUUCUGCUGCUCUUAUUCCGUCAGCGCCUGGACCGUCAAGUCCACUCACAAACUCGUAUACCUACCAUUCUUCAACGCCUACAGCACCAGGGCCAUAUAUUCUUGGUGUUGAUGAGGCUGGUCGUGGCCCUGUACUUGGGCCACUUGUUUAUGGUGUUGCCUACUGCCCUGCAUCUUGGAAGACAGACUUAGAGCAGCUGGGCUUUGCUGACUCCAAAACACUCACUCCAGAAAAGCGAGCCCAAUUGUUAGACGUUCUUAACUCUGAUCCUCAGAAUCUCGGAUGGUCUGUCCGAGUCAUCAGCCCACAAGCCAUAUCAGCUGGGAUGUUGAGAAUUCCGCCAACAAAUCUAAACAAGCAAUCCCAGGAUGCAACCGUAUUGCUCAUACGCGAUGCUCUUCAGCGUGGACUCCAGUUGUCUGAGGUAUAUGUGGAUGCACUGGGAAACACAACUACUUAUGAAGCAUAUCUUUCUUCACAAUUCCCGGGCAUCAGUUUCACAGUGACAACAAAAGCAGAUUCAAAAUUCAAGAUUGUGGGAGCAGCCAGCGUGGCGGCAAAGGUGACAAGGGAUGCGUGUGUGGAUGGUUGGACCUUCGAAGAACUAAUUGAAGAAGACAACAAUGCAGCUAAGGACGCUCGAAAAGAAAACUGGAACAGAGAAUUCGGAAGUGGCUAUCCAUCGGAUCCAAAGACUCAAAAUUGGGUAAAGAACUCACUCGACCCUACUUUCGGUUUCCCAUCCAUCGUCCGGUUUUCGUGGACGACUGUUAAAGUCAUACUGGAGAAAUCUGCUCACUCUGUAAAAUGGAUUGACGAGGGACAAGAGUCAUUAAUGAAGGCAUUCGAGGGCGGGAAGGGGAGAGAGAAAGACCGGUGUAUUGUCACCAAGGACCUUGGAAUUCAAAGUAUUGGAAACCUAUAAAAGCACUCUGUACAGCAUGGCAGCAUUCCUUCCUUCCAACCUCCCACAGCCAGUACUGUAGUUUCUUCGACGACAAUAACUGAUUCGAAUUCUGGAGGCAAUUUUCGCUCGGUCUCCAGCCAACCGCCUACGAAAUGGGGAGGCUGACAAGUUCCCAAAU
Molecule: messenger RNA, 1168 nt
Organism: Suillus subalutaceus
Lineage: Eukaryota; Fungi; Basidiomycota; Agaricomycetes; Boletales; Suillaceae
Product: ribonuclease H-like domain-containing protein
Exons: 6
Coding region: 73-1008 (311 amino acids)
Biological process (GO): mismatch repair; DNA replication, removal of RNA primer
Cellular component (GO): ribonuclease H2 complex
Molecular function (GO): RNA-DNA hybrid ribonuclease activity; RNA binding
Source: RefSeq, a predicted model, not a curated record